Molecule: messenger RNA, 1338 nt
Organism: Aphanomyces astaci
Lineage: Eukaryota; Oomycota; Saprolegniomycetes; Saprolegniales; Verrucalvaceae
Exons: 2
Coding region: 94-1182 (362 amino acids)
Source: RefSeq, a predicted model, not a curated record
GCGGUGAGUAGCGCGACAGGUUUCUCAUCCCUACCACGCGGUAGCGAAGGAGGAUUCUACCAGGCAGUAAGUAGUGUUGGACUUUUCUCUAGCAUGACAGGAGCCGCAGCAGUCACCAUCACGGACGAGCUGUCGUCGGCCAUCACGUUUGUGAUCUAUGGCGUGAGCUCGUUCUGCAUUCUGACUGCGUAUUCGACUGUCGUCCAAAAUUUCCACGCCGCGGGGUGUCGGCAUGGCCAACUCCACCGGCGUCACUCCAAAGAGCAUGCACAAGGGGGUGCUGUACUGACGACGCCAGCGACAGAAACAGCAUUAGCGAGCCAACUAUUGCCCGCGAAAUCGGACGAUGACGGCGAUGAUGGCGACGACCAGCAGGAGGCCACCGCUCCUGUGCCGUACUGGGACUUGAUGCCAAAACACAGCGCCCUCCAGCAACAUCACAUGGGAGCUUCGACGACGAUGCCAUUGUACACAUGUGUGUGCCAACUACCUGUAGCCAUCCCAGUGCCCACGGACGGCGACGCAAUGCGCUAUCCCAAAGCAUACUCCGUGUCCGUUUCACGAGGCAUUGGGCCGACAGAUUGCAUGACCAGCACGACACGCAUGGGCUACGACGACACCGGAAACGACGAAGGGUCAAGGUGCCGAAGCGCGUCGUGUCCAGCUGCUCGCAACCCCCACUUUCGUCCCAUCAACCCACUGCCUUGCCUAACCCCGUCCUUGAGCGAAAACAAGAGCAGCCACCACAAUGCACCCUUGCCAGCUCCUGCUGCCACGACCAAGUCACCGCCACGUCCUCCUCCAUCAGUCUUGCUAGCGUUGACGGCGCAAGCAAACACCCGCGAGCGUCGACACCGCAGCCUUUUCCGGGCAAACAUUCACGUGGGGCUGGCGGUGGCUUCAGUGUCUCUUGAAGACGUAUAUAGUGUCCGCGUCGAGUUGAAGUGCCCAGACAACGCCGAGAGCCACGCUGUCGCCGCCGUCCUCUGGGGCUUCACAUGCACAAUGGCCGAAAUGAAAACGACGAGGGACCUCAUGCAAUGUGAAGUGGACGGAGCGAAGGUGCUUGGGGGGCUGGAGAUUGCAUCCAGCCGCGAUAUGCAGACAUUUUUCGACACUGUCACGAACGAACCACGGUGGGCAGAUGCCCCAAGCCUCCGCAAGCUGUGCCAAAUGUGGUGAGGGGUGAUAUCCAGUCAAUACUAAGCGCGUGGCCGUGGAAACAAAAAGUUGUUCAUACGAGAAGUGUACGAGUACUUUACUGUUAACGUUAGUAUUAUUAAUCCUACUAGGGUUAGGUACUUUGAAGUACACCAUUUUGCGUUUAAUUUCAGCUGU